Molecule: messenger RNA, 4452 nt
Organism: Penicillium subrubescens
Lineage: Eukaryota; Fungi; Ascomycota; Eurotiomycetes; Eurotiales; Aspergillaceae
Product: putative cell polarity protein (Tea1)
Exons: 4
Coding region: 1-4452 (1483 amino acids)
Biological process (GO): regulation of cell shape
Molecular function (GO): protein binding
Source: RefSeq, a predicted model, not a curated record
AUGGCUUUUUUGUUCAAAUCUAAGAAAAAUCAACAAGGGACCACGCUCCCUCCAGCGACAAGGAACCUCCAUACCUCCGAAGGCGCCCCAUCCGCUGGUGGUCCUCCUCCGAUGACCAACGGGAUCAAAGAAGGCAAUGCCUUUGCGCAGCACACACCCACGUCGAGCAGUAGCUACAACAACUCGCUCAGUUCGGCCACUAGUCCAACAAGCCCGGACCCCGUCAAAGUGCGACAGCGGGCCGAAUCAGAGUCGCAGGUUCAGCGACCACAGCAGCCUCUUAAUGGCGUGUCUCCGACAAGUCCGAACUCCUCCCUCUACCCGUGGUCGCAACGACGCCUCAACUUUUCCUCUCCGCAAACGAAUCCGUUCCCGCGAUAUGGAGCCGCGAUCAAUGCCGUGGCAUCGAAGGAAGGCGACAUCUACAUGAUGGGCGGUUUGAUCGAUGGUUCAACGGUCAAGGGCGAUUUGUGGAUGAUUGAGAGCAGCGGCGGCAGUCUGUCCUGUUUCCAAAUUGCGACGGUCUCGGAGGGCCCAGGGCCUCGAGUUGGCCACGCCAGCUUGCUAGUUGGCAAUGCGUUCAUUGUAUUUGGUGGUGACACUAAGAUCAACGAGACGGAUGCCUUGGACGACACACUUUACCUUUUGAAUACCUCUUCUCGCCAAUGGUCCCGCGCAAUUCCUCCUAGUCCCCGUCCUUCUGGCCGGUAUGGUCACACACUCAACAUUCUCGGCUCCAAGCUCUACGUUUUUGGCGGUCAAGUGGAGGGUUUCUUUUUCAAUGACUUGGUUGCAUUCGAUCUGAACCAGCUGCAGAACCCCACUAACAAGUGGGAGCUGCUUGUUCAAAACAGUCACGAAGGCGGACCUCCAGAGGGUGAUAUUCCCCCUGCUCGUACCAACCACACCCUUGUCAGCCACAACGAGAAACUAUACCUCUUUGGAGGAACGAAUGGUGUGAAAUGGUUCAACGAUGUUUGGACUUUUGACCCUCGUACCAAUACCUGGACCGAACAAGACUGUGUUGGAUUCAUUCCGACUCCCAGAGAGGGUCAUGCGGCUGCCCUUGUGAACGACGUGAUGUAUGUCUUCGGAGGCCGUACUGACGAAGGAAUGGACCUGGGGGAUCUAUCUGCAUUCCGUAUCACCACUCGCCGCUGGUACUCGUUCCAGAACAUGGGCCCCGCGCCAUCUCCUCGGUCUGGACAUAGUAUGACAGCCUUUGGCAAGCAGAUCAUUGUGAUGGCUGGAGAGCCGAGCUCAGCCCCGAGGGACCCCGCAGAACUCAGCAUGGCGUAUAUUCUCGACACUGGCAAGAUCCGAUAUCCCAACGAUUCGCAGUCAAGCGAUCGUGCCCCAGUCCCGGCCGGCAGGAAAAUAAGCACCGACAAGCAAGCACCCUCAUCGGGACGCACAUCUCGCGAGGCUCAGAAUGCAACCCCAGACCAACUGCGCCGUGGCCCGACACCUUCUCGCGAGAGCAUUAUACAAGCCGCAGGUGCGAAGCCUGGAGAGUUCGGGUCGAACCCGAAUCUAGGCCCUGGAUCCCGACUCCCAAGAGCCUCGAUUGCACAGGCGCCGGCUGGCCCACCACCCCCUGGACAGGCCCCAUCCCCCGGCCCCCGUACGAAUGGACCUUCACCCGGACCGAACACUCGCAGCAAGACCCCCACCAAGAAUGAUCGUGGAUUUACGCCAACAGUGGAUGUCCGUGCAGCAAAUGCCGACCGUAAUGUCGAAUCUCCCGUAGCCAAGGAUAUGCACGAGAGCUCAGGCUCUUCCGGGCAACGGACUCCAACCCAGCAACCGCAAAAAAUUACCGCAAAAGCAAUGGAGGCUGGCGAGGCCGCUCCAAUGAUGACACCUGCCCGCCAACGGUCUCUGCGUCAACACCGGCAGCGGGGUUCUAUGGAUAGCGCAGAGGAGUCUGUGCUUGGCCGACAAGCUCCUAGCAUCGAUGGCUCUAUCGAGUCUCGCAGCUUCCGCAACUCUCGGACUCUUGUCGAUGAGCCCCGCUCGCCCAGGCUGACUCCUCACCAAGAGGCCUUGAUCAAGGAGCUGGAGGCAGCCAAGGCUCGCAAUGCCUGGUACGCAUCCGAGCUGUCUUUGGCCAAAAAGGCUGGCUACGUCCCCAGUGCGGCCAGCAGCCCUGCAAUCGACGAGCGUAUCAACGAGUCCCUCAAUGAUGAAGAUCGCCCUCUCGUCGAAGCAUUCCUUGCCAUGCGGGCCGAGCUGGCGAAAAUGCAGGUUACUGUGGAUCGUCAAGCGGCAAUCGCCUCCAAACGGAUCGCGGAAGUUGAGCAUCAGCGUGACGUGGCAGUCAGCGAGGCCGCAUACUCGCGAACUAGACUUGCCGCCCACGGUGGUAGCCAGCGAGGUACUCCUCAGCCCGAAGGUCCUCGUGAUGGAGAGGACGAACGCCCUACCGACAUGGGUCGCCGACUUGCACUGGCCUUGGCCUCUCAGUCCGAGUUGAAGGCUAAGCUGGAAGCGCUGACCACCGACCUCCAGCAAGAAAAGCAAGCCAAGGAGCUGGCUGAGGAUACGAUCGAAGCCACUCGCAAGCGUCUUGCAGAGCUGGAAAUGUCGAAUAGCGCAUUGGAGGCUGAGAAUCUGCGGGCCGAGCUGCACAAAGCUGAAGCAACCGCGAGAGAAGAGGCUUUGCUGCGCUCAGAAGCCGAGGCUUCCUUGAAACAGCUCAUCAUCGACAAAGAGGAGCUCCUCAAACACGCCGAAGAUUCUUCAGGGCGUCUCAAAGACUUUAACAGCAACUUCGAUGGCUUGCGGGAGGCUGUUGCAGCAUCUGCCGCAAAGACUGCCAUUGUUGAGAAGCAGCUGCAUGAGGAGCGAGAACGCCGUGAAGGCCUGGAGCGGAAGCUCUUGCAACUCCGCUCUGAACAUGAAGAGCGAACCACCGAGUUGGAGAACACUACUCGCCGCCUACGGGAUGCUGAGGAACUGGCUGACAUCCAUGCCAAGGAGGCUGAGACGCAUAAGCUGGCUUUCGUGUCUGGCCUCGAGCGUGCCACAUCGGUUGAUCUGGAGGCCUCGAUCAAAUCUCGUGCUGAUCAACGUGUUGCAGCCCUGGAGGCCCAGGUCGAGCGAUCUACCACUCUGGCCAAGGCCAACCAGGCUGCUGCUGAUUCUGCUGCCGACAAGUUGCGCCGGGCUGAAGAGAGGAUUGCUGGACUCGAGGCGUAUCAGGAGCAAGCCAGUCGUGAGGGACUCCAACUCCGGAGACAGCUCCAGAAUGCUAUGAAGGAGAGCCAGGCAGCGACUGCGGAAAGCCGGGACCUGAAGUCUCAGCUUGAAUCCCACCAGCGCGAUGCGAAUGCCUUGAAUAUUCAGCACGCCGCUCUUAAGGACCUCCUCGGCGAACGUGGCGUGAGCACUGACAGCCGGCGAUCCCCUCGUCUCGAGUCACCGGGCUCUCGCUUCGGCACCCCGGAGCAGAGCCGGCUGCGAGAGCUUGAGCAGCAGUUGUCCAACAGCUUGAAGGCUCACGAUGAUCUCAAGAACUCGUUUGAAGUGCGGGAGCAAGAGGCUGACCGCGCGUUCCGGGAGAAGCUGGAACAGCUGGAAAAUGACUAUCAGUCGGCGGUGCACUACGUGAAGGGUACUGAGAAGAUGCUGAAGCGCAUGAAGGAUGAGCUUAGCCGCUACAAGGCCCAGAAUGCCAAGUUGCAGUCUGAGCUUGAGGCUUCUCAGAAGAGUCUGGAGAAUGGUGGCACUCAGUCGGAGGCCGCUGCUGCUGACUGGGAGGUUGAGCGUGCUCGACUCCAGAAAUCCAUCUCCGACCUGGAAUCUAAUACCUCCUCCUCGCUUGAGAGCUUAGAGACCCAGAUUUCGGAAAUGAAGAAGCAGCUUGCCGCCGCCGAAGCUGAGAAAGAAAAGGCGCAGGCUGAGCAUGAGCGCUCUCAGCGAGAGCUUCUUGCUGCUGCCGACCGUAGCCGCGCUGAAUUGGAGCAGCUCAAGCAGGAGAACAUUCACCUCGAGAGCCGUGCUACGGAUGCGGAGCAGAAGGUGAACAUGCUCUUGGAGCAAGUUGAGACUUCCGUUGGCCACUAUCGGCGUCAGUCCCAGCACGGUGGCCAGGGACCUAACGGCAUCUCUCGCACUCACAGCAAUGCGUCCAGCAACACUAUUAGCGGCCGAGCUCGUGCCGAUAGCAGUGUGUCCCAAGACUCGACUGCUUUCCCCGACAACCGUGGCUCUAUGGCCUUGGACUCCCUUGCUAAUGAGCUGGAGGCCCUACGCACCCACUGGGAGAGCACCAACCGCAACUAUCGCUUGAGCAGCCAGCUGGAUCUGGAGCGAACUCCAACCAAGGAGAACAGCGAUGGUCCUGCUUUGAUGAGCGAUAGCUUGGCGGAAUGGCGGAGGCGAUUGGAGGAGGAAGAACGGGCUGGAGGUAACAAGAGCAAGCCAGAGAUUGCUUCCAAUGUGAUCUAA